AUGACUCAAAUCAACUAUAAAACUAAUGGUAACGUUGUUUUUAUCGAAUACAGCAAACCAGCAUUAGACAUCUUAACAAAACUUCGCGAAUCUCUCGGAUUAAAAGGUAAUUUCACCAAUAUUGUAUUCUUACCUCAAGGUGUAAAGCUUCCAGAAACGAAAAACUCUACUGGUAGUACUCCACAGACUCAGCCUCCUCAAAAACCGGUAGUUUCACAGCCUGCACCAAAAACGGAAAACAAACCAGUUACUGUUCCUGAGAAGAAAGAAGAAACAAAGCCAGCAACUAACAAGCCUGCAACAACAGCUGCUCCUCAGCCAGUUAAACAGCACUCUGUUGAAGCUCCUCCAAAAGAUCAAUUGAAAAUUCAACCUACAGCAACAGCUGCAGCUCAGCCAUCGAAACCUGCAAUUGCUUCAAAGCCUGCAAUUCCUGUUCCUGAUUUGAUUCAACCAGAAAAUCUUCCAGCACUUAAUUUAGAACAACUUAAUGAUUUCAACGAACAACAAAUCACAGAAAAAUACAAGGCCGAUACCAGUGAUAAAAAGACCAUUAAACUAUCCGAAAUUUCAGCAUUUUCAGCCGAAACUUAUCCAGCAGAAGCUCUUCAACAUCGCUCUCUUAGAAUUUCAAAAACAGAUCAAACUAUCGACCUUAAAUACUUUGAUGCGAAUUUCUACAGCUAUCCAUAUGCAAUUUCAAUACUUGGAAAGGAUAUAUUUAAGUACGAUUACAAUUUCACUCCUUUAGAAUCCAAUGUGUCACAAUUCAUUGUAAAAUCACUUACUCAGUCGAAGGGUGAAGCAGCCACAUUUAAUGAUGCAUCGAAAUACCCAGAACUUGCUACAAAUUACGUUUUCUAUCCUGAUUAUAAGCAAUACUUACUUAACAAGGAUUCAUUUGCUAACAGCCAAGUUAAAGUUACUGUUCCAAAGAUUGCUGCCUCAUAUUUGAUCGAACUUACCUCAAUUGACAAAAAAUCUUUAGGUGAAUUAAAUAAAAAGCAUUUUGAUGAAGGAAUUGCGAAACUUUGCUUGAUAGCUCCAUUCGUUGUUGGUGUUCAGAAGAGCGGAGAAGACAUAACUUUCAUAUUUAAUGAUACAAAGUAUAUUCCAGCCAAAUAUAUCGCCAACCAAGUCAAGAAAUUUAUAAAUAUUAUGCAAAAGAACGAUUGUACAACUUUGGAGUUCAAAGAUAUUGAUGCUCAGAAAUAUAACAAAACUGCUUCAUUUUUAAGGACAGAAGCCAUGAAACACAAUGUUGUUGCUCUCUAUGAAGAAACAAAGAAAGUCAAUAUGAUAAAAGACUUCUUUAUUUACUUAUGUGCUCCUAAAGGAGCAGAUUUGACUGAAUUUGAUCAGAUAAUUGAGACAAACUUCGGUAAGUAUUCAAACAAAUUAUAA
Messenger RNA from Trichomonas vaginalis G3, 1404 nucleotides. RefSeq lists its product as uncharacterized. The transcript has a single exon. Bases 1 to 1404 code for a protein of 467 amino acids. The record is from RefSeq and is a predicted model, not a curated record. NCBI's taxonomy places the organism in Eukaryota, Parabasalia, Trichomonadida, Trichomonadidae.